Alternaria burnsii is the source of this 714-nucleotide messenger RNA. RefSeq lists its product as uncharacterized. Lineage: Eukaryota; Fungi; Ascomycota; Dothideomycetes; Pleosporales; Pleosporaceae. The coding region runs from base 1 to 714 and encodes 237 amino acids. Gene Ontology annotation, cellular component: nucleus. The record is from RefSeq and is a predicted model, not a curated record. The transcript has a single exon.
AUGUCUUCAGGAUUCGUCAGUGGCGGCAAGGCUGGUGAGGAAGUCGAACGCGAUGAUGAGUGGAAAAAGGCCCAGCAAGAGAUUGAGGAUGCGAGACGCGCCAAAGCCGAUCUAGCGAAGCAGCAAGACGGGAAAAGUCUUUACGAGGUCUUGCAAGCCAACAAAGACAAGAAGCAAGCUGAGUUUGAAGAAAAAGCGCGGUAUAAGCUGCAUGUUGCUCUGGACGACGAAGAAGCCGACUACCUAGAUUCGGUCUUGGAAAAGAAGCGCCAGGAAGAAGCCAAUAUAAAGAAAGAAACAUUUGAACAAUUAGAUUUGUUCCGCAGACAGCGCGAAGAAGCCGAGAGGAAGGCUCGGGGUCUCGAAGAAGAGAGCACAGAAACACCUCAAGAGGAGGAUGCCGGCCAAUGGGCGGCAGUUGGACGAAAGAGGAAGAAGGGUACUGAAGCCGGUCUGCUAAAGGGCGUAAAGCUUAGGAAAUCGAGCACCGUGCCUGAAGAGAAGAACAGCACCAAAGAAGUAAAGGCUACGAAGCAGUCUGCGCCGGAUGUCAAAACGAACACACCUUCUACUACGGGCGGCGGUAAAGGCGUAAAGAGUCCCGCGACAUCAUCCGUGAACGCGACAAAGCCACCAGCAGGGCCACCUUCCUCCAAGCUCGUAAACACACUUUCGCUUGGGUUAGGCUAUGCAUCUUCGGAUGAUGAAGAUUGA